Verticillium dahliae VdLs.17 is the source of this 942-nucleotide messenger RNA. RefSeq lists its product as uncharacterized. The transcript has a single exon. Lineage: Eukaryota; Fungi; Ascomycota; Sordariomycetes; Glomerellales; Plectosphaerellaceae. Bases 1 to 942 code for a protein of 313 amino acids. The record is from RefSeq and is a predicted model, not a curated record.
AUGGGCGACGCCGAUGAAUACACCCUCGUCCCUCCACCCUGGACUCUGAAGGGCACAGUCUACCUCUUCGCCUUCUGGACCACCAGGUCCCAAGCCGCCAACCCUCCAUCCUUCGCCUACUCCCCCCUCGAGGCUUCGGCAGGAUACGCAACCCCAGAGGGCAGCCGCCACCUCGGCGGCCUCAGCAUGAUCCAGCUCAUCCGCUACACCGAGUCGCCCGUCGGCCCCUACGACGAGCUCAUCCUAAGCCCCGGUUUCCACGAGUACACCGUCGAGGAGGCCGGCAGGCGCGUGAAGAAGCGCAACGCCCGCAUCACCCGCAUCUACGUCUCCCAGCGCCAGACCUGCUGGAACGGAAGAAAGAGUCAGUGCUCACCCCCCCCCCGUGCUGCUAACCGCCAUCGCGUGUACCCCCACCUCUCGACUAAAGAAAGACUGGCUGCCACAGACUGGAACAUCCCCAAACACCUCGCCGCCUUUGACUGGCAAGACCAUCAAGACGGCAGCACCACCAUCAAGGUCUACCCACACGACACUGAGCCGGUGUCGGCCGCGGAAGCGUCACCCAGCAAGACGCCUUUCUUUCAGACGACUUUCCGCCCUACCCCUUUCGUCCCCAGCUUCCCCAUCUCGAUGUCUCUUUUCAAGCAUCUCGGCGUCGACGCCACUCUCGUCCAGCCGCCCCUGCCCCAGGGCCAGGGUAGCCAUGGCGAGUUGCCAGGCACCGAUCGCUGGUGCGCCGUCGCGCCGGACCAGUCCUCGCGCAGGUCGAGCAUUGGCUGGUUUGACCUCCGCCAGACGGACGACCAGGGAAAUGUGGUUGGGGAGCAUGAGAACUUCUGGCCCGGCUUCUGGCGCUGGCAUCUCGGCGUCAAAAUGGAGGAUGCCGAGAUUGGAUUUGGAGAAGGGAAAUAUUGGGACGCGCCCAAGUCUUUGCUUUGA